Mustela lutreola (European mink) is the source of this 842-nucleotide messenger RNA. It is a transcript of the gene G0S2, whose product is annotated as G0/G1 switch 2. Gene Ontology annotation, biological process: positive regulation of extrinsic apoptotic signaling pathway. The record is from RefSeq and is a predicted model, not a curated record. The transcript has 2 exons. Gene Ontology annotation, cellular component: mitochondrion. Lineage: Eukaryota; Metazoa; Chordata; Mammalia; Carnivora; Mustelidae. The coding region runs from base 177 to 488 and encodes 103 amino acids.
GAAAAGAUAUAAGCGGCCCCGGGGCACCGCCGAGGUGCCAACUGCGGAGUCUCCACCUGGAAGAGCCGCGGCUACGUAGGAGGAGAACGCAGAGGCCGGCCAGACCCCUUCACGCGCUGACCGCUCGCGCUGCCUCCUGAUCGCGCUGCGCCCCCAAGGUCACCCCCGGCCCCGAGAUGGAAACGGUGCAGGAGCUGAUCCCGCUGGCCAGGGAGCUGAUGGCCCAGAGGCCCAAUCGGAAGGUGCUGAAGCUGUACGUGCUGGGCGGCGUGCUGGCCUUCGUCGGCAUGGUCAUCGGCCUAGUGGAGACUGUGUGCAGCCCCUUCACCGCCGCUAGCCGCCUGCGGGACGAGGAGGCGGCGGUGGCCGAGCUCCAGGCGGCCCAAGAGCGGAAGCGCCUCGCGAUCCAGACCCUGCGGGAGAAAAGCAAGCAGCAGGAGGCCGUCCUCUGCAGCCGCGCGCUCUCCAUCCGGCAGCACGCCUCGUAGGACCCCUGGGAGCCCGCGGAGGGAGGGAAGAGAAAGCCGGAGUUCGAGAAAGAGGGCGCGUGUAGGGUCGGGCUCAAGGGGGAAAGAGCAGGAGUCCUGUGCUGUUUGGACUUAGAUCUGAGAAGCCACCCGCUUCCAGACCUGAACUACCACACGGAUCCACCAAAAGGAGUUUGGGAUUAAGUGUUGCUGCUGUGCAGCAUUGCAGGAUAACAUGUCUUCGAGCUUUCUGAGUGCAUCCACCGUUUUGCACUAGGGUGGAAGGCGGGGAAUGCUUUUUAUAUUCUUGUUAUUAUUAUUAAUUAUUACAGUGACCACCAUUUUGCAUUUUGAAAUAAAACUCGUUUUAUACUA